This is a messenger RNA of Cryptococcus deneoformans JEC21, 3703 nucleotides long. RefSeq lists its product as hypothetical. The record is from RefSeq and is a predicted model, not a curated record. The transcript is spliced from 3 exons. Bases 20 to 3010 code for a protein of 996 amino acids. NCBI's taxonomy places the organism in Eukaryota, Fungi, Basidiomycota, Tremellomycetes, Tremellales, Cryptococcaceae.
CCGCCCCCCACAUACGCCAAUGCCUGGCCAGAGCACUCCGCCCCUAAACACCGCAGAGAAAAAGCUCCCUUCCCUCGGCACCUUUGAUCUCGACCUCCAUGGCGCCUCCUAUGCCCGGAAUCCACGACAAGCCACCGUCAACGAGGAGAAUGACAGUCGGCGAAGUAAAAGCAACGCAUCGUACACGGGCAACGUUGCGCAGCCAUCAUCGCCCGCAGUGCUUUCCAGCUCACCAAGCACCAUCUUGUUCUCUCCUCUGAGCAGAUUCCCAUACACCACAACAAAUCAUUCUUCCUCUAAACUGACCGGCUCCACUACUUCUAUCCUUCGUAACCACAGCACAGCAACUUUGACCAAUCUUGGAUGUCCUUCGAUACCCAGCUUGGGAACAUUGUCCCAAUCAGCAAGCCCCUCCGAGGCCCAAGAAACGCCAAUCUCGAAGCGGAGAAUCAUGUUCAGGCAACCAUCGUCUGCCUCUUCCUCUCCAACUUGCUCAGAACAUAAUCAGGUGCCCAUUCAACGAUCUAUGCCCAAUACACCGAGCAGCGACCGUGAAACGGGCACAAGCUUUCUCCCGCUAAGUAAAAAAAAGUCAUCAGGCCAGCUGCUCAUGGGAAUCCGUAAGGAGCUCAACAGGGUCGGCAGCGUAAUGCGACGCCAUAAUACAGCAGAUGGAGGCAGUGGGUCAGCAAGUUCGAGGCCAGUGGAGAGCGUCAUAAAAUCGGCUGCCAACGCGGGGACUUGGAGAAGGAAGAAGGGUAAAAUCAGGGACGCACAUUGCAAAGCAAGUGAGAAGAAUAGCCCGGGGACAAAGAUGACAGAAAAAGAAGGAGAUGCUGGUAUUGGGAGACCCUUCAAUGUCGAGCAUGACCUCCAUGUCUCUCCCGACCUAUCGGACCUUCCUCCUGCCUGGGUGACAGCGCUCAGAUCCCAGGGUAUGUCUGAAUCCGAUUUUUUGUUGAUCACUGCCGCCCGUCAGCGCCAGCGCCAAAAUACCCAUCCUCUUCCUCGCCACCAUCAAGACAAGAAUGAUGACUUUUUUCGCGCACCAUUCUCUGCCCCCGCGGCAAUGCUUGAAAAGCCCCUCGGUCACGGGUAUGCGACAGAUAGUCAGAGCUCAAAAGCCAGUUCAACUGGGGUGCUGAAAAAGUUCUCAUUCGAGGAGAUGGGUCCUGGCCUUUCUUCACCUUCACCUAUCACGCUUAUCACGACUACAGGGCUGGGUAAAGUGCGAUAUACCAACCACACCCUUUUGAAGGACCACCCAUUCUCGUCAGAGUCCGAGUCCGAGGGCCCCGCAUCUGAUUUACCCAGUACUGCAGAGCCCCGUUCCCUGAGCCCUAAUCGUACUCACGCCAGAGGUGGAACCGACUCCUACCCCGUCAGUGCCACUGAAUCUGAUACCGAAUCCUCUCCCCUCACUCAUCCACCUCUUCCCCACUCUCAUUCACAUCAUGAACCGCUCCUUCCCACGCCGUCCCCGCCAUCGAAAAGGCUGUCUGCUCAGUUGCGACGGUUCAAGGGACUCAGAAUUGGCAUAGAUCAGGAUGAAGAAGAUUGGGGAAAAAGCAUCUUGUUUGCAGUUAUGGAUAGCGAAAGAGAGAUAGCUGGUAGUGAGACGUCGAGUAGUGGGUGGGAAAUGUGUGAACCGAUCACGCCAAGGGGUAUACCACCUGUAUCACAUAAAACGAAAACCGAUCUGCAUCCAGGGAAUCUGCCAACCCCUAUGUCAGAUGAUGGCGGGAGACUCAAAGAUGAAAACGAGACCCUACAGAGUCCUCCUCCGCACCACACGCCGAUCUUGUCCUCUCCUAGUCCUUCCCGACAGAGUCUGCUCGGUUCAACUUGUCCAUCAUCUCUUCCCUCUUCCUCAAAAGAACAUUACGGGUUUUCCCAUUCGCCUCUUCCUCCGUUCAGGCCGCGUCACACCCCUUCGGGAUCGUCCAUUACGAAAUCUAGCUCAUUGGUUGAUGCCGAGCUUCUGGAGAUGAAGGUGAAUCUGCUGACCCCUUCGCCGUCGUUGAAUAAGUACAGGAAUGAGUAUGGGUCUGUGGCGGAAGAGAAGUAUCGGAUGCGCGGCGAGGAUGUUCAUGUUUCACUAGACUUUGACUCUGAACCCGAUCAGCAUGAGCGUGAGCGUGAUGGCUCUUUGGAAACCAAACCCACAUCGUCUAUCGCCAAACCGUCCCAUGAAGGACUACCAAAACAUUCAACCUUGCAAAUGCAAACGCCUUCUUUACCGGCAAUAGGAAUGAGUCCUUUGGAGAUGAAUGCGAGUCGUUUCGGAAGAUCGCCCGUUUCGCCCGGCAUCUUUGGAAAAAGUUUUGGACAAGUGCAAGGACAGAAGAAUAAGAGGGAGUAUGGCAACAUUGACAUGAAAGAAGACAACAAGGACGAGAAGGAAAUAAAUGUGCUCAGUAAUACUAUACCACUCUCCCCAUCGCCUUCAUACUCUCCCCUGCCCUCCUCCCCUCCUGUUUCCCCAUUCAAUCAACACCCACCGCCCCGCACAUCGUCUCUGUCCCUUUCUCAAUCACAUCAUUUCCGUCCUCAUGACUCCCUUCCCGUCUCUGCGCACACCGAUUCACAUUCUUCUUUGCUAUUCAACUCUCCAUCUCAAGAGAAUGUUCUUGGUGAUAUGGGUCGAACAUCAUUGGCACUCAGUAUGCAAUCUGAUAUAACUUGGCGUACGAGUCGAACGAGCUAUACCGCUCAUAGUCUACGGUCGUGGGAGCCCGUGGGAGAAGCGACCGUUAGGGUAGUGGCCUACAAGGGACUGGUACCCCGACCGGGUUCUCGUCUGUGGUCGGACCAGGAUCAUCGGCAGGGCGGUGGGGAACGGUCGCGUACUCCUAAUAGCCCGAUGGAACAAUUAACCGACCCGGAUAUUCAUCCAUCACCAUUGCCGCCGUCCCCAUCUCCCUAUCGCCCGCAAAAACGGCCAGAAAGUGGGGGUCAUAUUGAGUCUCUCCCUGCGCACUCCGUUCUGGUUCAUGUGGAUGUUGGGUAAGAAGGUCAUGGCCAUGGCCAUGGGUACGGUGAUUUGGGCGGCGAGGUGGAAUGCAGUACGAAUCCUAGUUUGAACUUUGCAAGUCGUGCGAAUGAGACAUAAUCGGUACGAGGAGGGUAUUGGGAAUGCGCUGGAUUCGCUGGACGCGCCUGGCGAGGCGGUGGAAAUGAUUGUCCGAGCAUGAGGGGAUGUUUUAACAAGUGUUUCAUGUUUCGGUAUAGAUUGUGGGACAUUUAUUGUAUUUUGCCUUACGACGCCAUGACCCUAACGCGUUGAUGCCUAGAAAGUGAUAUGCUACUACUAUAUACAAACUGCAUAAGCACUUUGUUGCUGAGCGGCUCGUGAACAACCGCGGCCCCUUACUACUGUCCUCUUUUUUGCUCUCGCACGUACUCUACAAAAUCGUCAAUCAUUGAGGGCCAAGCUCCAUCCUCGUCAUACUCUUUGAAAUCCUUGUCGAUACCCCUGGCGAAAUCGACCAACAGGGCCCAGGUGUCUUUGGAGACGGCCUUGUUCUUUUGCUGCAUGAAUUCGAUCCAGAGGUCGAACUCUGGCUGAGUGAAUUGGGGCGGUGAGUUGUCGGGGAGGUGGGAGAGGGCAGAGGGGGAGUGGUUGAAAGCAGGAGGGAAGAAGAGUGUCCAUAAGUCAAUAGCUGGAGUAAAGAACUAAAUCAGCAGGAGAGUUUCUCACAAG